Molecule: messenger RNA, 4732 nt
Organism: Metopolophium dirhodum (rose-grain aphid)
Lineage: Eukaryota; Metazoa; Arthropoda; Insecta; Hemiptera; Aphididae
Gene: Pli
Product: protein pellino
Exons: 10
Coding region: 740-2056 (438 amino acids)
Biological process (GO): regulation of Toll signaling pathway; protein polyubiquitination
Molecular function (GO): protein binding; ubiquitin protein ligase activity
Source: RefSeq, a predicted model, not a curated record
AACUGUACACCGUAAGCGGACAGUCCGCGCGUUAACAAUCCGUGACGUCUCGUAAUCAUAUUCAUAGUAUUAUAAUAUUCGUAUUAUUAUUAUCUCCGUCGUCACUCUUCCAAAUAAUCAGUAAUCACAAUAAUAUUAGUAAUAAUAAUAAUAAUUCUAUGAUAUUACGAUAAUAUCAUAAUAUUCGUAAUAACAUAAUAUUAUUGUUGUACAAGACGUGUACAACUCGAUCGUACGAUUGACGUCGUCCGACAACCGAACUGUACGUGUUUACUGCAGCAGCAGCAGCAGCAGCAUCCGCUUCGAGCAGUACACCGUCGUACGUGUAAUACUGAGCUGUCGAGACGUGUUCGCGGGCCGUAUUAUAAUAUUAUUUUAUUAUCGCCGAGUACACUCCGAAGUGCUGACACGGCCGUCGCCGAUCGCGUUGUGUGUCAGUCGUCUGUGUGAUAUAUUUUUUUUCAGUAGUUGCGCGCGCGUCGAGUCUUGUAGUUUAUCGCCAUUGCCUUGAGGCCGUCCACCCGCUUCUUUGUCCCUUCCUGUCCGCUGUGCGCAACCGCUCUCGGCCGGUGUCCUCCUGUGCUCGACAUGACCAGUCCCGCGUAGUUAUGUGACGACGACUGUGCUCUACACCCUGUCUUGUAUAUUGUAUACACCUAUCUACGCAACAGUGACGACGAGUUUUCCGAUUUCCAUUUCGAGUUCUUCCACUGAUGUUGGCCGGACGACGCCGAUCAACAUGGUUAAAAGAUCUGAUGCAACUGAUUCAAAAAAAAAUAACUCCAAACAUGAAAAUGCAAUCAAAUAUGGCGAACUUAUAAUUCUUGGCUAUAAUGGCCAACUAACUGCGGGUGACAAAAGAAGGCGGCGCAGUAAAUUUGUUUUAUGGAAGAGAGAUGUAGCCAAUGGAAUUCGAAGAUCUAAUCAUUAUGUUGUGCCCAGUCCUCAAAAUUCACAUGCGGUGCUAGACAAGAACCAGCACUCCAUAUCGUACACACUGUCUCGGACCGAGGCAGUGAUAGUAGAGUAUGUAAAUGACGAGGCAACUGACAUGUUUCAGGUUGGCCGUUCAUCAGAUUCCCCAAUAGAUUUUGUAGUGAUGGACACAAAUGCGGAAAAGAAUGCUGCAGCUGUUAACAAUGUACCUAUUGUUGAUAGUAAAAAGACAGCUGCAGCAAGUACAAUAUCUAGAUUUGCUUGCCGCAUAAUUUGUGACCGCGACAAUACCAAUAUAGCUCGUUUAUAUGCGGCAGGAUUCGAUUCUUCUAGAAAUAUAUUUUUAGGGGAAAAAGCAACUAAAUGGAAAGACGGUGAAGAAAUUGAUGCACUUACUACAAACGGAGUAUUGGUUAUGCAUCCAAGUGGAAAGUUCCACAAAGGAAAUACGGAACCAGGUAUCUGGUUAGAGGUUUCAGUGUGUGGUAAAUUAUUUUCUUUGCGUGGUUCUCGAUCUGCUCAACUUAAAGGUGAUAUGAUUGAUAAUUCAGACAAUAUUCUUACUGAUGGAACAUUGAUCGAUUUAUGUGGUGCAACCUUGCUUUGGAGGUCAGCGGAAGGACUCAGCUUAUCUCCUAGUAGAGAAUACUUGAAAAAGCUGAUUGAAAGGACAAAUCGUGAACGACCUACAUGUCCUGUUGGUCUGUACACAUUAGUGUUUCCUCAUCAUUCGGAAGACCAUGCUGCUGCAGUAGCAUCUUCAGAACUUGCAGAUAUAAAGCAACAGCCAUAUGCUUACUUGCAAUGUGGUCAUGUCCAAGGUCGUCAUGCAUGGGGAUUAAAUAAAGACUCAAAUAGUAGAACAUGCCCAAUGUGUUUAAAAGUCGGCGGUAUAGCCAAGUUGAGUAUGGGCAUAGAGGCUUCAUUUUAUGUACAGGAUAAGGAAAAACCAGAUUUAUAUGCCUUUAACCCAUGUGGUCACGUGGCUACAGAAAAAACGGUCAAAUUUUGGUCUAAUGUAGGGAUACCUUAUGGAACCAAUGGGUUUGAGGCAUUUUGUCCUUUUUGCGCUAAACUACUUGAAGGCUACCCGGGAUAUGUUAAAUUAAUUUUUAACUAAAGUUUAAGUACAUUUUUAAACAUAAUUAUAAAAAUGAAUAGAUUUCUUUUUAUAGUUAAUAUUUAUUUUUCCUUGACCUUAUAAAGGUAGUGUGAUAAUAUUAGCUCUUUUUUUGUCAAUUUGUGAGUUUUACUUUCGUCAUUGUUUUUAUUACAAUUUUUUUAUUUGUUUUUCAUCAACUGCAUAACUAGGGUAUGACAUUUUGUAAACUUAGAACUAUUUUAUUUAACUAUUUUUUGCCUUUUGCUUUUAGUUAAAUAUUUUUUAUUUUUUAUAUUAUUUAAUCACUUCUGUGUAGCACCAGUAAUCUCUAAUCAAUAUAAUAUUAUUUUUGUGUCUGAUUAAUGUGGCAGUUUAAAAUAGUAACAAUCUAUAAAAAAAACUGUUUUGAAAAAAUCUCAGUAUUAGUUUUAAAAUUAUUAUUGAAUAUCUUUUGCAAUGUUUAUAAUUUUUGAAGAUCUUAACAAUGUUACUUUUUAAAGAUCUUAUUAGCUAUAAUUAAAUUUAAUUAUCAAGUAUUUUAUUAGGGUUGCUAUGAGUAAAAGUUAAAUUUCAUCUGCUCUGUCACAUUUAUUUCUUAUAAUGUCAUAAUAAUGUCAUGAGCACUUCAAAUUUCUUUUUAAUGAUGUUUUUUAAUCAGCAUAAUAAAACAAGAAGAAAUUAACGAUCACCUUGGGUUUUUUAAAUUGAAAUAAUAAAUGCAUAAGCACUAUUAAGUGAUGUGGUGUGUUUGAAGAGAUCUAAGUAUUUUCAAAUAUUAAAAAUAGAAUACUUUGAUUUUUUAUAUUUCUAAUGAGAAAUUAACAUUUUUUCUUUUAGAUUCUGAGUGAAUUUAGUAAUGUUUUGAUUUUACAAUGAUGUUUUUAUUUCAUUAUGAUCACUAACAUUAGGAUCAUAUAAAUGGCAACCCUAGUAUCUAUAUUUAAAUGUUUACUUUUGAAUUUAUUUUAUGUGGAGUAUUGUUAGGUUUUUUUUAUAAUUAAAUAUAUUUUAAUUAUAUAGUUAAGGUUUUAAUCAAUUUAAGUAACAUUUUAUAGUUUUCAUAAAUGUGUUGAUUAAAUUAUUGAGAUGUAUUUGUCAGAAGUACAACUAAAAUAUUAUAUAUUCAUUUUUAAAUGUGUAUAUUCUUUCCGUAUUCAUAAAACAAUGCUUCAAAGUACAAUAUAAUAAAAGUAUUUAUAUACAAUGGGUAUAUAAUAUAUUUAAUUGCACAGUUAAAAUAUAAUUAAUUGGUGUGUAAGCCGGUGUGAUAUUUCAAGACUGCAAACUGCUGAAAAUAAUUUAAAUUAAUUGUGGUAAUAUUAAUAUAUAUAGGCAUUUUAAAUAGUUGGAGAAUAUUACUCUUAUAGAUGUAAACAGUCAUUGCUAUUAGUAAAUUUUGUUUACGGUUAAUUCAUAUUUUAUUUUCUACAUUUAUUAUAAAUUGUUUUUUAGCAUUUGCAGUCAUUCAUUCAAACUGUAUAUUUUUUUUUCAAAAAAAUGUAAUUAAGUGUAUAUGUAAUGCAAUAAAAGACAUUAUAUUGAUAAAUUAUUUUCAAAAACACAUGUUAAUUUAUUGUAUUAUUACUAAAAUUAUUAUUAUUAUUAUUUGUAUUAUUAAUAUCAUCAUUAUUAUAGAGAUUUUGAUUACGAUGUAUAUUCACACAAAUAUUUUUUGUUUGUGUAAUGAUGUGCUAUUUCAUUUUAAUUUUUUUCUGAUGAUAAAAAUUUAUUUUGAUGCUGUAAAACAGAAUGAUCAGUACUUAUAAUAUUUCUAGUGCUUGGAAAGUUACUUGAAAAAAAAAAUUUGUUCCUAUUCAUAUAAUUCAAGAAGAACGUUUUUCUGUUCAUGUCAAACACUCAAUACUCAAUGAAUGAGUUAAUUAAAUUGUUCCAUAAAAAUUAAUAUUUUUUCAAAUAAUAAUAUUUAAUGAUUUUUUUAUGUAUCACAAAAUUAAAAAUAAUAUUAUAGAUAAUAAAUUACUGAACGAGAUAUAUUUUAUUGUUAAUAAUUGAAAUUUCUUUGUGGCAUUACUUGAUUACUAUUUUUAAACUGAACAAUUGUAUAGAUAAAAUUCAUAUUUUGUGUUAAAGAUUUUUCUUAGGUUCGACUAUUCUUCAAAUUUUGAAUUUCAAAGCGAUCUUAAGACCUGCUCAUAGUUACCAGGAGUAUUUGUAAUAUUUUUUUAUGUACAUAAUAUAAAAUCAUGGAACACCUAUUACACAUAAUAUUUUAUGGUAAAUCUGUUUCAUCCCAGUUUAUUGCAAGUUGUUAAUAACAAUAUUUUAAUAUGUAAACUAAUAAAUAUCAUAUUACAUGGUAUUCUGUACAUACCAUGUCACCAUUGGUUUAAUAAAUCCUUAAUAUUAAUUUAAUAAAAAAAUAUAUAUCUAUUUUAUAAUUGGGUACGGUUAAUGAGCGACAAAAUCAUCUUGUUUUGACCACAAGAGAAAAUUUUAAUUUAUAUAGUUUUCGUAAAAAUAGAUUACUGUUCUCUGAACUUGUAAUUUUCAAGCACUAAAUAUUUCAUUGUUUAAAUGUAAUAUGAAAAAAAAAAAAAACACAGAUGGCUUACAAAAUGUUAGUGCAAAAUAAUUAGGUAGGUAAUAUAAUAUUUUACUUUAUGUACUAUGAUAUUUAUGUUUUAUACAGUAAUAAUGUAUAGAUAAUAAAUUCGUUAAUUAUUUUAAUUUAAA